UCGCCGGCUAUCCAGCGGCUGCGCCCCGCGCCUCGCCCAUGGCUGAGGGCAGGCGGCGGGAGGACGAAGAAGAAGAGCUGCGCGAGCGCCGCGAGCUUGGUGGCCAGCGCCGCGCCCGGGGCCGUGCGCUCUCGGGCCAUUCGGCCGCAGAUCGCAACGAACGAAAUAAACCAGAACAUCGUUCUUCAAGCCAAGGACCCUUGUCAUCCAUUAGAGCAGUAAUCAAGAGAUCUUCUCGGACUUCUAUUCAGAGUGAGCUUCAUCGGGAUAGAAGGCGCCCAGAGAUCACCAUUGUGGCAGCUGAGCCACUGAGACCAGCCUCGUGGUUUCCGGGAACCCCACACCCAGGUCUGGGAUUUCCUGCAUCAUCUGCAGCAGGCCCUUGGAGGCCUAAUGAGCUGGUUCCUGCUGAGCUCCCACCAUCUUAUGAACAAGUUAUAAAAGAAAUCAACCAAGUUCAAGUUAAUACAACAAAUAAUAAUAAUGCUGCUGCCACUCCAAGGCACACUAUUACUUCUGCAACUCAGACUGACUUUUCAGAAGAAAUAGACAACGAUCUGCCUCAAACACUACAGGCACCUCUCAAGCCUCUUCAGCCUUUCCCAGCAGUCUCAUCUGGCAAUCUUCCAACAAAUGUGGCACCGUUAAUAGUCUUUGAUAUUUCCGAAGAACAGAAUUGUCCGGAAAACCCCAGUGCUACAAGAUGUCCAGUGCCAAAACCAAGAUCAAAAGGCAACCUCAGACCAGUUGCCAGAGAUUCUCACAUUAAAGAGCAAAGUCACCAGAAAAUCAGCCCAGCAGCCAUAGGAGAGGAGUCAUCCCCAGGCCAACCCCAGUCUCUGCUGGACAACACUAGCACCUCAGACAGUCAGGCAGUAAUGAACAUUAUGAACACGGAACAAAGCCAAAAUAGUAUUGUUUCCAAAAUCAAAGUGUUUGAGGAUCAGACAACUAUAGAAACCUCAGGACUACCCAAGAAACCAGAAAUUACUCCACGUUCACUUCCUCCAAAGCCUACUGUUUCCUCAGGGAAACCUUCUGUGGCUCCCAAACCAACUGCUAACAGAGCUUCUGGAGAGUGGGACUCUGGGACUGAGAACAGGCUCAAGGUGACCUCCAAGGAAGGGCUCACCCAAUACCCUCCCCUGCAAGAAGCAGGAAGCAUCCCAGUAACCAAACCUGAAUUGCCAAAGAAACCAAACCCUGGCCUUAUACGAAGUGUUAAUCCGGAGAUUCCGGCAAGAGGGCCCCUGGCUGAGAGCUCUGAUAGUGGGAAGAAAGUGCCAACUCCUGCCCCGCGGCCUUUGCUGCUGAAGAAAUCUGUUUCCUCAGAAAACCCCACCUAUCCCACAGCUCCACUGAAACCUGUCACUGUUCCUCCCCGACUCUCAGGGGCAUCACAAGCCAAAGCAUACAAGUCCCUGGGAGAAGGACCCUUGGCCAACCCCCCAGUUCCAGUUCUGCAGAGCAAGCCCUUGGGGGACAUCGAUCUCAUCAGCUUUGAUGAUGAUGUUUUGCCCACCCCAUCGGGGAACCUGGCUGAAGAAUCUGUUGGUUCAGAGAUGGUUCUAGAUCCCUUUCAGCUCCCUGCAAAAACAGAACCAAUAAAAGAACGAGCAGUUCAACCAGCACCCACCAGGAAGCCCACUGUAAUUCGAAUUCCAGCCAAACCAGGAAAAUGUAAGCACUUCUCUGCUUUCUUUAUUUGCUUCUUCAAGAGCUUGGGAGAAAUAUAUGCUAAUUUAUCAAUGUCUGCUUUUGAAGAAUCCAACCACACAGGUCAAACAGGAGGUUUUGUGCGAGGACCAAGGUUGCCACUGAGGCCUGUGAAUGGAAAAGCCAUUCCAACUCAACAGCCUCCAACCAAGGCGCCCCCUGAGAGACCACCUCCCCCAAAGCUUUCGGCAACCAGAACAUCUAAUAAGAAACUGCCUUUUAAUCGAUCCUGUUCCGACAUGGAUCUUCAGAAAAAACAAAGUAACUGGGCAACUGGACUCUCAAAAGCCAAAAGUCAGGUUUUUAAAAAUCAAGAUCCGGUGCUACCCCCUCGCCCGAAACCAGGACACCCUCUCUACAGUAAAUACAUGCUGUCUGUGCCUCAUGGAAUUGCCAAUGAAGACAUUGUCUCGCAAAACCCUGGAGAACUCUCUUGUAAGCGUGGGGAUGUACUUGUGAUGCUGAAGCAGAUGGAAAAUAAUUACGUGGAGUGCCAAAAGGGAGAAGACACUGGCAGAGUUCACCUGUCUCAGAUGAAGAUUAUCACUCCACUUGAUGAACAUCUUAGAAGCAGACCAAACGAUCCAAGCCAUGCUCAGAAGCCUGUUGGCGGUGGUGCUCCUCAUGCUGUCGUUCUUCAUGAUUUCCCAGCAGAGCAAGUUGAUGAUUUGAGCCUCACUUCUGGAGAAAUUGUUUAUCUUCUGGAGAAGAUAGAUACACACUGGUACAGAGGGCACUGCAGGAACCAGACUGGCAUAUUUCCUGCCAACUAUGUCAAAGUGAUUAUUGAUAUUCCAGAAGGAGGAAAUGGGAAAAGAGAAUUUGUUUCAUCUCAUUGUGUUAAAGGCUUAAGAUGUGUUGCUCGGUUUGAAUAUAUUGGAGAGCAAAAGGAUGAGUUGAGUUUCUCAGAGGGAGAAAUUAUUAUUCUUAAAGAGUAUGUAAAUGAGGAAUGGGCGAGAGGAGAAGUUCGUGGCAGACCUGGGAUUUUCCCCCUGAACUUUGUGGAGCCUGUUGAGGAUUAUCCCACCUCUGGUGCAAAUGUUUUAAGCACAAAGGUACCACCAAAAACCAAAAAAGAAGAUUCUGGCUCAAACUCUCAGGUUAACAGUCUUUCUGCAGAAUGGUGUGAAGCUCUUCACAGUUUUACAGCAGAGACCAGUGACGACUUAUCCUUCAAGAGGGGAGACCGGAUCCAGAUUCUGGAACGUGUGGAUUCUGACUGGUGCAGGGGCAGACUGCAGGACAGGGAGGGGAUCUUCCCAACAGUGUUUGUGAGGCCCUGCCCAGCUGAGGCAAAAAGUACAUCGGCCAUCAUACUGAAGGGGAGGAAGGCGAAAGCCUUAUAUGAUUUCCAAGGGGAAAAUGAAGAUGAGCUUUCCUUCAAGGCUGGAGAUAUAAUAACAGAGCUGGAAUCUGUAGAUGAUGACUGGAUGAGUGGAGAACUGAUGGGAAAAUCUGGAAUAUUUCCCAAAAAUUACAUACAGUUUCUGCAAGUCAGCUAGAGGAGAAGCUUGACUGUGUUCCUUGGCACAAGAACUCACUUGAAGUAUCACCUUGACUAUCAGAUAUGUUUUUGCACUAUUUUUUUAACUGAAAAAGAAAUAUCUAAGCUGUACAUAGUACACUAGAAUUUUCUGAAAGCAGAAAACUUCUAGAUUUUGUAGUUAGCUUUCAUUACAGUAGAAACAUGCACAUGGAAACCCAUGAGCUAGGAUUCUACCAAGGAAAACAUCUAGCGGGAUUAGCAAGGCAAAGGGAAAGCCUCUGGUGGCAUGGCAGCAUGGGGAGGCUCACACGCAGAAGUUGCGCGUGGACAUCUAUUUUAUUCAGCACAAGUGAAUUAACCAUGCUUCUUCAUUUUUUUACUUUAGUUUAAAAAGAGGACAUUUGAUAUUCUACAUGCUUAGACAUGGACAUGAUUAGUAAUCUAAAUUUCAUUUUUGAUAUUCGAAUUAAUUCUUACAGCUUGAGGAUGUCAGCCUUAUUACCAGAGCAAAUCCUUUUUUCAGGCAGGAUAGUUUACUGACUAGUUGGAUCAUUUGUAAGCACAUUGCAAAAUCAACCCGUGCCCACCAAACAAUCCUUAUGUUACCAAGUGAUCCCAUUUGUCCAAGGAUUUGAAGGGGGUCAAAAUUGGAUGUAUCUUACUUAGUCUAAAGAAUCACAACCAUCCUUGAAAUGCCUUGCUAAUACAACUAAUCCUUCCAUACACGUGCCAUACUUAUUUCUUUCCUCAGUGUAUACUUUAUGUUAACAAGGUUAUUACAAAGCACAUUUUCUGAAUCUGCAAUCAUUCCUUUGACAAUUACUGGACCCAAAGGAAAAUUCAUUUUCUUUGCAUUAUUCCAGUAAUACAUAAAAACUGUGUCUUGUUAUCAUAGUACAUUAUGAAUCACAUAUAAAAUCUUAGAAUACAGAACGACUGUUCAGAUGGAAAGUAGUGCCAAACCUCCACAGCUCAUUUCUUUGUAAUAUAAUCAGAAUGAAAAAUAAUUUAAGAAGACAGAAGGCUGGUACUUUUUUUGUUUUAUUUUUUCCCUAGCUCAUUCCUGCACAAUUAUUAGAGUAAAUGAAAAACCACUUUCCUGCUUUCCAUUCUUAUAAAUUCUAAGCUUAAGAUAAAGAAGUGGCUCUUUACAUUACUCAAUCAAUUACAGUUUAUGGGCUAGAGUCAAAUAGGUUGAAGACAAUCUUCCAAACAGAUCAAUGGAAUCGAAUUUCAUUGGAAAUGUAAAACACUUUCCCAACAAUGUUCAUGACUUUCUUCUAUUUUUGAGAAGAGUUUCAUAUGCUGGACCACGUUUUAGCUUUUAUUGCUUUUUUUCCCAUUGUCCAAAAAGUUAGGCAACCAAUGGCUACACUUUUACAUGAAUACCACCUGGAGUUAUGCAAGGAAGGUAGUAUUUACUUUGUCUUUGACUGAAGUUCUCUCCCCAUUCUAUGGGUACAUAUUAUUUUGGACUUUGGAGACUUAUAACAUGUUUUGAUAAAGAAGAGAGUAUAAAGAAAAUUCUUGUCAAAUUUCACGCAAAAGUAAUUUCAUGAGAAGUCAGUGAUUUAAAGCAUUAUCCAAAUUCUUAUUUGCAGCCAACUGUACAAUAGCAAGAAGGGUAUGGUAUGGGACAUGAGGUAUAUAUCUUUGCCUUUAUAACUUUAACAUCUUAUAUUGAAGAUUUUGAAAGCCUAUCUUUAUUAGAGGAAAAUCUCCAUCUUAAAUUUUGGCCUUCUGUCACCAGAAUGAUAAGUGCAAUAGUUUUAAAUCUACUUGACACUCUAAUAAACUGAACUGAACUUUCAAAGUC
This is a messenger RNA of Cebus imitator (Panamanian white-faced capuchin), 5018 nucleotides long. It is a transcript of the gene SH3D19, whose product is annotated as SH3 domain containing 19. The record is from RefSeq and is a predicted model, not a curated record. Lineage: Eukaryota; Metazoa; Chordata; Mammalia; Primates; Cebidae. The transcript is spliced from 20 exons. Bases 39 to 3218 code for a protein of 1059 amino acids. Gene Ontology annotation, molecular function: protein binding.